Anoplophora glabripennis (Asian longhorned beetle) is the source of this 474-nucleotide messenger RNA. Its product is annotated as glycine-rich protein 5-like. The transcript has a single exon. The record is from RefSeq and is a predicted model, not a curated record. Bases 1 to 474 code for a protein of 157 amino acids. Lineage: Eukaryota; Metazoa; Arthropoda; Insecta; Coleoptera; Cerambycidae.
AUGGCUGAAGCUGAUCCUGUACCUUCAGGACUGAGUUGGAUUGCAGACUCGACCUCCUACCAGCACCCACCAUGUAUGUUUCUCUUAUGGUAUCUAACCCUAGGAGUGACGAAAGCUUACGAGAUCAUUAUUGCGCUGCUCGGUGGGGGGGGUGGUGCAGCAGAAGGUUCUGGUGGCGGAGGCGCAGCAGGUUCUGGUGGCGCAGGUGAGAGUGGCUCAAAAACAUCUGCUGCGGGAGGCGGCGGCGCAGGUGCGGGUGGCUCAAAAACAUCUGUAGCAGGAAGCGGCGGCGCAGCAGGUUCUGGUGGCGCAGGUGCGAGUGGCUCAAAAACAUCUGCGGCAGGAGGCGGCAGCGCAGCAGGUUCUGGUGGCGCAAGUGCGAGUGGCUCAAAAACAGCUGUUGACGGAGGCGACGGCGCCGAUGGGGGUGACUCAGCCACACCUCCUGCAGGAACUGAAGAACCAACUGAAUGA